Molecule: messenger RNA, 980 nt
Organism: Yamadazyma tenuis ATCC 10573
Lineage: Eukaryota; Fungi; Ascomycota; Pichiomycetes; Serinales; Debaryomycetaceae
Gene: NIT2
Product: putative hydrolase
Molecular function (GO): hydrolase activity, acting on carbon-nitrogen (but not peptide) bonds, in linear amides
Source: RefSeq, a predicted model, not a curated record
AAUCAAAGGGAUAUGGACUCGAAGCUCAGAAUUGCCUGUGGCCAGUUCACGGUUUCAGCCAAUGUGAGUCACAACUUCCGGGUGAUCCAGAAGCUCGUGCGCCUGGCAGUCGCCCAGAACGCUCGCGUGUUGUUUCUUCCUGAAGCCUCGGACUACCUUUCCAAAAACCCGCAGCACAGCUUCAAGUUGAGCUUGACCACCAAAGACCUUCUUCUCACGCCACUCUCAAACGAGUUGCGCCGGAUCUACAAAGCUUCCACCAGCGAUGACCCGGAUCGUGGCCUCUUUGUGCUGAUUGGCAUCCACGAGCCCGACGUAGCGUCAGGGAAAACCAUUAAUAAACUCUUGUGGCUCAACAACCAGGGAGAGGUACAAUACGCAUAUAGUAAAAUCCACUUGUUUGAUGUGAACAUCAAGAACGGGCCGAUUUUGCGGGAGUCCAACUCGGUGGUUCCUGGGACUGAGGUGCUCCCGCCAUUUGCAGUGCCAGGUACCGGAUUUCAGGUGGGAUACCAAAUUUGCUAUGAUAUUCGGUUUCCGGAAUUGAGCUUGAAACUCUUCAAGUUGGGUGCCAAUGUGUUGACGUUCCCAUCGGCUUUCACUGUCAAGACUGGCGAGGCCCACUGGAAGAACUUGGGCCGUACUCGCGCCAUUGACAACCAAUCGUACGUGGUGAUGGCAGCGCAGUGCGGUGAGCAUCAGUUGGUGGACGACGAUGAUGACGGCGAGGUCACCAAGCGCGUGAGCUACGGAAACUCGCUUAUCAUUGAUCCCUGGGGUGAGGUGAUCGGGGAGGCAAAGAAGUAUGAUGAAGAAUUGACAGUCGAUGCUGAUGGAGACUACUGGGAGGUGGUGGUGGCAGACUUGGAUAUAGAUAGGGUGGAAGCCAUCCGGACGAACAUGCCGUUGUUGGAGCACCGGCGGGAUGAUAUUUUCUAGAACCUAGUGAUAGUGUUUGUCAAAUAAUAUGCCUAUUUGUU